Molecule: messenger RNA, 904 nt
Organism: Drosophila subobscura
Lineage: Eukaryota; Metazoa; Arthropoda; Insecta; Diptera; Drosophilidae
Exons: 1
Coding region: 93-713 (206 amino acids)
Source: RefSeq, a predicted model, not a curated record
GAUUCCCACCCAGCUGUGAGCAUUCGGAAACCUUGAGGCGGCGCGUGCCCUGCCAGCACUGUCAGAAGUUUAUCUCUGAAAGUUUGUCUACAAUGCGGCCUGUAUUAUUCCUGUUUUAUACCGCCGAAACGGUGGUCAACAUGAUGCUGAUGGGCUUUCAUAUACGCGGCUUCAUGUCACAGGAUUUGAGCUUUCUGCCCAUGCUGGAUCAAAUGACGCACUACUUCUACACAGUCACGCUGUAUGUGUACACGGUGCUGACAAUCUUUGCCAGCAUCAAUGUGUGCACUGGCAACAAGGCCAGCAUAAUGGAGGAGAUCCUGCGCACCCUCACCGGCUGCAUUUUGUAUGUGAUCAUCUCUCUGAUGACGCUGAAGGAUGCCGAAAUGGAUUUUCACAUGAUGUACAUUGGCAUGGGAGAUCCCAAGAUGCCGGAGCGGCCUGUGCAUCCAUUCUUUGAGUAUCUGCGCUCGCAGGCGGUGGCCGCGCUGGUCUGCAGCAUCAUCUAUCUGCUGCACUGCCUCAUUGUCGUGGAUGUGCUGCUCUCGAAUGAGGAGUUCUCUGAUGGAGAAUAUGAUUCUGAUUACGACGAAGACGACGACAUGGACUAUAUGCCCGUGCGCUUGUAUGUGUUUGGUGAGGCGCUGCAGGAGCGUCUCGAGCGUUAUCGUUGGUUCCGUGAAUUCUCACACGAUCGCCGCAUGACCAUCUAAUGUCUGAGCUACCAAAAACCCAUUUACAUUCAUUUCUGUGUGUGUUUUCUUUGCUCUAAUUAAAGCUUGACUGCCUCCUUGCCUCCUCUGACGUCAGCGUGGAAGCAACAGUUUUGAGAGCGCGCGAGAGCUGUGCCCCAUUGACGACAAUGUGUCACAGCUAAGCAGCUGUGUGGCCUGGGUGCCCGUGC